UUCACUCACUUAACGCUAACUGAGAAUGGAAGAUUGGAAUGGUCAUGUCAUCAACAAAAGGAGUGGCUUUGGAGGGAGAUCAGCAACAACUACUACAAGAUAUGAUUGUCAUGAAAACUUUGAAGAAGAAGAUGUAUGGGAUAUUGCUGUGAAAGAGAGUUCUCAUGAAGAUUCAAGUCCCACAAUGAAGAAGCACAUUUCAUCAUCAUCUGGUUCUUCUAGAAUAUUCCCCAACACUUCUUCUACUCCAAGAAAUAUCCCAAGAAGGGCCAACACUCAAACGACAACAAAUGAUCAAGCCAAAGUGGCAGUACAAGUUCGACAAGCCUCAGCCCCCAUGAAAAUCCCGGAUUGGUCAAAGAUUUAUGGGACUAGCAAUGCCAAUAAUAUUAAUGGUCAUGGCUAUGGAGAUUAUCAUGAUCAUGCUGAUUGUAAUGAUGAUGAUGAUGAUGAUGGUGGUGGUGGUGAUGCUGGUGGUGGUGAUGAUGAUGAUGACAUGGUUCCUCCACAUGAAUGGAUUGCUAGAAAGCUCGCGAGGAGUAAGAUUUCAUCUUUCUCAGUGUGUGAAGGAAUUGGAAGGACGCUCAAAGGUAGAGAUCUUAGCAAGGUCAGGAAUGCUAUUUUGACAAAAACUGGUUUCUUAGAGUAAAAAUAUAUAAUUAGUGACUUAUUUCUUCAUCUUGUUCUUCAACGUCAUCAACAGUAAUUUUGCCGCACAGUGUUACUUUCCCUAUAUCAUUACUAGC
Messenger RNA from Morus notabilis, 746 nucleotides. RefSeq lists its product as uncharacterized. The coding region runs from base 26 to 649 and encodes 207 amino acids. NCBI's taxonomy places the organism in Eukaryota, Viridiplantae, Streptophyta, Magnoliopsida, Rosales, Moraceae. The record is from RefSeq and is a predicted model, not a curated record. The transcript is spliced from 2 exons.